AGCCAUAAUAUCCUCUUCUUCCCCAAUUCCGAACUGUCUACUAAAUAUCAAAUGCGCCGGCCGGACUUUCUGGAGCAACAACGCUGCUAGAGAUCAACAUACAGAAUUGUUAUUAGUUUCACCAUAUUGAGAAAACUGGUGAGAGAAACGAAUCACAGAUACAUACAGAGAAUUGAUCAUGUUGCUUCACAAUUGGAACUUUUCUUCCACUUCUUCCCUAUUAUUACAGUCCACAAGUCAAAGCAACAGAAUCGAUUGCGAAACUAAUUGUAUCUACUCGAGAAGGAGAAAACUCAAAGUUUCUUCAACACUUUCGUCUCUCAAAAUUGGAACGGAUGUAAUCGCUGAAAUAGCUCACAAUAAGGUGCUGAUAGCAGCAGCUGCAUGUGCUGCAGUUGGACAGUUGACAAAACCUUUCACUGCUUCCAUUUUAUAUCGAAGAGAUUUUGACCCAAAAGUUGCACUUCAGGCUGGAGGGUUUCCUUCAACCCAUUCUUCUGCAGCUGUGGCUUCUGCAAUGUCCCUUGGUCUAGAAAGGGGCUUCUCGGAUUCAAUUUUUGGAAUAGCAGUUGUCUAUGCUUGUCUUACCAUGUAUGAUGCUCAGGGCGUUAGAAGGGAAGUUGGAGUUCAUGCAAGAACAUUAAACAAAGUAUUAAACAGAAACCAAUUUGAAGCUUCAUCUACAAAACCAUUUUCAAAUCCAGAAUCUAGUAAAUCUCCAAAGUUUGAGGAAACAAACAGUUGUAAAUCGCCAGAGUGGCAUAAAGAGACAACACUUGUUGUAACACCCGAUAAAAUUGAAAAUGGUGCUUUGUUGGGUUUACUCGGGAGCUUAAUUGUCUACUCCUUAUGAUAGUAUUUGAGCUACACAUGGAUUAUUUUAUACGAUGAGUAAGAAUCAUUUAAAAUAUACUAAACUUGUAGUUACCACUUUUAAUAAUAGUUGAUUGAAAUUAUGACCCAUCAUUUGGGUUUCCUUUGUUACAGACUGGUCAAACUUUCUAGGACUAUUUUCGAUAAUGAGGAUGAGGAGGACAUUUAUGUCUUUUGGCACAAAUGAUUGAUCGGGAGGGACCUCGAGAGUGGGUCCCACUUUUUGGUGGGACCAAAAAAAUACAUUUUUUGUCCCAUAGGCCAUGCAUAACAAACAUACAACUUGUACUAAGGGAAGGUAAUGAAUCAUUCAUCCAUGUUGUUUGGUAUGUAAGAAUAGGCGAAU
Molecule: messenger RNA, 1219 nt
Organism: Lactuca virosa
Lineage: Eukaryota; Viridiplantae; Streptophyta; Magnoliopsida; Asterales; Asteraceae
Source: the annotation of a GenBank genome assembly